AUGAGAUGUUCUAAACUUAUUGUCCCAUUAGCAUUCUUAUCAGUAUCAACCUUAUCAGCAUACGUGAAUAGUGAUAACAAUAACGCUGAGGAUUAUUCAGUCGGCGCAGAAGUUAUUAGUGACUCACAAUUAGCUCAAGAAGAAAGUCAAAGACUGCAUGAUAAAUCGACCAACAAAUUAGGUGUUAACGCUUUGCAAGAUGAAGAUAAUCAUCCCACUCCAGAUCAUUUAAAAAAGCCGUUAGAUCCUUACAAUAAUGGUGGAAGAACUAGUGAUCAUAAACCAGAAAGUGAAUUAACUGGAGAUUCAAAUAAUAAUUACAAUGCAUUUUUGAUGUCAAUAUCAAUGAUAGUUGUGUCUGAAAUCGGUGAUAAAACUUUUCUCAUAGCCGCCUUAAUGGCUAUGAGAAAUUCAAGAGUAAUUGUAUUUUCAGCCGCUUUCAGUUCACUCGUAGUCAUGACCAUAUUAUCUGGAAUUGUCGGUCAUGCUUUACCUACCUUGAUAUCUCAAAGAAUCACUCAAUUUUUAGCAUCAAUUUUAUUUAUUAUAUUUGGAUUUAAAUUGUUGAAGGAAGGAUUAAGUAUGUCAAAAGAUUUAGGAGUUGAAGAAGAGUUAGCUGAAGUUGAAGAAGAAAUAGCAUCAAAUAAAAUAAAUCUACAGUUGAAUGACAUGGAAGGAGGCAGAGGGUCUCAAUCACAAUCACAUUCACUACCACCCAAGGGCUCAAAACAAUGGUUCAAUGAAAUAGGGCUGCAAGUUCAAAAUUUAGCAUCAUUUAUAUUCACUCCAGUAUGGAUACAAGUUUUUGUUAUGACAUUCUUAGGGGAGUGGGGCGAUAGAUCUCAAAUUGCUACAAUUGCAAUGGCAGCUGGUUCAGAAUACUGGUUUGUCAUUUUAGGUGCAAUAAUUGGUCACGGUUUAUGUACGGCUGCUGCUUGUAUAGGUGGAAAAUUUUUAGCCAAAAAGAUAUCAAUGAGAAAUGUCACAUUAGGAGGUGCUAUCGCGUUUUUCGUUUUUGCAAUUCUAUACUUUUAUGAUGCUUAUUAUAAUAUUGAAAGUUGA
Molecule: messenger RNA, 1062 nt
Organism: Lodderomyces pseudojiufengensis
Lineage: Eukaryota; Fungi; Ascomycota; Pichiomycetes; Serinales; Debaryomycetaceae
Gene: GDT1
Product: putative ribosome biosynthesis protein
Exons: 1
Coding region: 1-1062 (353 amino acids)
Biological process (GO): manganese ion transmembrane transport; Golgi calcium ion homeostasis; Golgi calcium ion transport
Cellular component (GO): Golgi apparatus; fungal-type vacuole membrane
Molecular function (GO): calcium ion transmembrane transporter activity; manganese ion transmembrane transporter activity
Source: RefSeq, a predicted model, not a curated record